Molecule: messenger RNA, 915 nt
Organism: Microthlaspi erraticum
Lineage: Eukaryota; Viridiplantae; Streptophyta; Magnoliopsida; Brassicales; Brassicaceae
Source: the annotation of a GenBank genome assembly
AUGUACGUUGAGGGAUACGACACUUCGCUUUCUGGCCAUGAUUUCGUUGUGUCCAUGGAAGAACACUUCGGUUCAUGUGGAGAGGUGUUGCACGUUUAUAUUCCCGGAUACUCUGAAUGCACUACUCUCAACAGAUUUGCAUUGAUUUAUCUUCGUGGAGAAGGUGCAGAAGAGAAGGCGUUGGAACUUAGUGGAACUUGCAUGGGAGGACACAAGUUAGUCGUGGAGCCUUACCCGUUUCAUGCCAAACACCUGGACCAUGAGUUGGCUCCUAUGAGAAAGGAAGACAACGAGAGACGUCACAUGGUUUCUGUUGAUGGAUAUGACACUUCGCCUCCCUUGGAGCAUGUCAAGAGCCUGCUGCAUCAAGAACUCUCUAGAUAUGGACCUGUCGAUCGUGUAUAUAUCUGCCGAGACGCAGAAAACAAAGCUUUUAUUUCCAGAAAAGCUUUGGCUCAUGUUAGGGGAAUAGACACAAUAGAGAAGUUGAUUCAACUUUGUGGAUGUGAUCGAAAAGGAUUGGAGAAUAUUAAACUUACUGGGGUUUGUCCUCCAGAACCAGACGGAGCGUUCUCGUGCGGUAUGAGUCGUUUCAUGCGUUUUGAUGUACCCAAGAGAGUACCUCAUGAGGAUCCAGGUCUCCCUAAGCCGCCAUGUCUGAGUAAACUUCUCCUUAAACCAUGCGAAUGUCGUGUGGAUGGUGGGAUCGGCUAUUGCGUUUGUAAUACAGGUACAAUCUUGACUUCUUCAUCAAGCCGCUACGCACCUGAGGAUCCAAGUCUCCCUAAGCCAUGGAGAUGUCUUGUGGAUAAUAGCACUGGGUAUGGUUACUUUUGGAAUACAGAGACUAAUGUUACCCAGUACCAGAUACCACCUUCUUCAGCUCCUCCCCUUCUCUUUCAAGAAGAAGAAUAA